Molecule: messenger RNA, 994 nt
Organism: Trifolium pratense (red clover)
Lineage: Eukaryota; Viridiplantae; Streptophyta; Magnoliopsida; Fabales; Fabaceae
Product: putative calcium-binding protein CML19
Exons: 1
Coding region: 143-574 (143 amino acids)
Molecular function (GO): calcium ion binding
Source: RefSeq, a predicted model, not a curated record
CCUAUAGCAUCUUCAUACUUUCUUCUUUAUAAAAAAAAUUCUCGAUACUUUCGUUUUUCAUCUAUAGUCUUGUACAAUUUAAUUUUGAAGUUAGAGUUAUAAUACAUUGAUACAUACAAAAUUACAAAUUAAUAUAUACACUAUGGACGUCAUGGACAAGGUGAGUCAAUAUAUACGUGUGUUCAAUCACUUUGAUGAAAAUGGAGAUGGAAAAAUAUCGCCGUCUGAGCUACGGCAAUGUGUGGAAGCAAUCGGGGGCAAGAUGUCGAAUGAGGAGGCGGAAGUAGCGGUGGAGCUUCUCGACUCAGACAGAGAUGGGUUAUUUGGGUUGGAUGAUUUUGUGAGAUUUGUAGAGGGAGGAAAAGAGGAAGAAAAAGUGAAUGACUUAAGAGAGGCUUUUAAGAUGUAUGAAAUGGAAGGGUUUGGUUGCAUCACACCAAAGAGUUUAAAGAGAAUGCUUGGAAGAUUGGGUGAAUGUAGAAGUGUUGAUGAAUGUCAAGCUAUGAUUGCUAAAUUUGAUAUUGAUGGAGAUGGGAUGCUUAGUUUUGAUGAAUUUAGGGCAAUGAUGCUUUAACAUAUUGAAUUUCCAAGUUUGAACAUGAAAAAAUUCAAGUCACAUGAGUAAGAGAUUGAAUUCAUAAAACUUACAAUUUUUUUUUGUUUGAAUUAAUUUGUACUAUUACAUUUUGCAAAAAGUUGAGAAUACAAGAGUUUAUCUUACGAUAAAUAUUUGGUAAACAUUCUGAUAUACAUCUUAUUUUUAUCUAUAUAUGUACCGAUAUAUUGUUGGGGAGGUUAAUUCUAACAGGUCUCUACUGAUUAAUAAAUACUAUUGAUGAAUAUAUCAAAAUUAUUCACCUCGACAAUCUAUUAGUAAUAUAUUAAAGUAAAAUGUAUACAGAAAAAUUCAUUUAAAUAUAUAUUUUGGAAGUUUUUUUUUUGUUUUUUUAUGGGAUAUGUCCCACACACUUUCUCUUCCACCAUUGGGAGGUCA